AAACCUAGAAGAGAAUUUUAUUUUCUUUUCCCUUUUAUAUUUUCUCUCGUAGAAGACACAGAAACGUAGGUGGGGGAAGGGAGGUAGUAAUACUCUAUUUUCACAAUUGUGAUUUUGGUUUCCGAUCGGAAACCAAACCCCAUUUUUUGGAAUUUGUUUACGAUCAUCAUCUCGAUUCAAUUUUUGUUUUAUUUUUUUUCAAUUUUUUUCUGAGACAUAGAUUAGUCAGGUCGAAUAAUUUGUUGAUUUUUAGCCCUUCGAGAAAUUGGAUUCGCAUACUGUUGUGUUGUUUGAGGAGCUUGAUUUCCUAAAAGCAUCGAAAAAGCGGCGACAGUUAAGGUACAGGAACCCUAAAUUUUGAUUUGGAUGGCAGCGGCGUCGAAGUCUCCUUCUACGCUUGUUCAAGCUCAUAAUUCUCGCCAGUCCCGGCGGCCCUCGGCGGCGCGUGGCGUGCAUUCGCCUCCUCAUCAAAUUGUCGAUCAGGAACAGUCUGUAACUUCAUGUCUUACUAUCCCUCACAGCAAAAUAGUGGAUGCAUUUAAUUCUUUGGUUGCAUAUGAAUCUGCUACUGGCGUGGAUGAUCAGGUCGAAAACAGUGAAAAUGGUGGCGCGGCGAAGAAGCCGGUCUGGAACAAGCCUUCCAGUGGGGCUGCUGCGGUGGCUGCGGAGGUUGGUACGGUGAUGGGGGCGGAGGCUUGGCCUGCUCUAUCGGACACUGCUCGCGGAUCCCCCAAAUCUCCGUUAGUUUCAUCAAAUGGAUCAAUUAUUAUACCAGAGGGAGUACUACCAGGCUCUUUGUCUCCUAGAAAAGGACCGGACACUAGCAUCUCUACUCAAAUUCACAUGGCUCCUGGUGGCCAGAGGUCUACGAAGAGUGGCGGUGACAGUCCGAACCACAACAGAAUGGCGGCUAAUGGCAGCCUAUCUCAGGCUCCGUCUAUGCUAGGAGCUUUUGCUGAAUCACAACAGCAGAAUGCUGGAAAUUCUGUUACUUCUGCUCGGGAAUAUAAUAAGGAAGAAGCAGCACAUUGGGUCUCUGGGCAGAGAGGAAGAUCAUUUGGUGGUAAUGAGCUGCAUGCACAGCAUGGUCCUUUUAGGGGUAACAGUGGGCCACAAGCUCGACCUGAUGGUUCUUACCAUCAUAGACACGGUGGAAGGCGUGAUCAUCAUCGCAGGGAAAGCUUUGGAUCUCAAAAGAGAGAUGGUUCUAGGCCCUUUGUACGUGGGCCAGCUCCAAAUCGACCUUUUCUACCUCCCCCUCGUCCUCCAGUACUUACGCGACCUUUUGUAAAUCCCAUGGUUUACCAUGAGAUGCCACAGGUAUACUUCGUCCCUGGCCCCCACCUAGAUUCACCCAGGCCCAUGCCUAUGGUCUCAUAUUCGCCAAUGUUGUUUCCUAUGCCCGAUCCUCACUUACUUAACAAGAUCUUGAACCAGAUAGACUAUUAUUUUAGUGAUGAGAACCUGGUGACAGACACAUAUUUGCGCAGUAUGAUGGAUGGUGAAGGAUGGGUGUCUGUUAAGGAAAUAGCUCGGUUCCAGAAAGUCGAGCAGAUGACAGACAAUAUUCACCUUAUACUAGAUGCCAUGCAAGCUUCCAAUGUAGUGGAAGUGAAGGGCGAUAAAGUGAGGCGCAGAAGUGAUUGGGUUAAAUGGUUGAUGCCCCCUAUUCAAUAUUCCACCUCAAAAAGUCCCUCAGAUUCUAGUCAGGAUAAUCUUGCAGCACAUAUCAACAGUGUAUCAUUGCGUGAAAAAUCUGCCAACUAGAGUCAUGCUCUGCUUAACGUCAUCUGGGAUCUUGAACGUGCUCAAACUGUGUACCGUGCAUUUAUUUUCGAUGCAUUUGAACGGAAAACAACCCUUAUGUCUCACGACUCUCACCUCCCUCUUGGAACAAUUUUUUAUUUUUUAUUGGAGAAAACAGGAAAGAACCUGUCAGCUUAUGCCGUGACUAUUAUCUUAAGCAGUGGGUACAUUUGAUUUUGGUCACAAAUGUGUGACGGAAUGAUGUCUCUCUUCUUACAAACAGAGGCUUCACUUCUUGGUGAAUCACAAAAAAAGAGAGAAGAAUUGAUAGAAAUUAUUUUUAGUAGGAAAUUGAGACUUAUAACCUGAUUAUCUUCAGGUUCAAUUUUUGGUUUUCAUCGAGUGUUUUAGUUUUUAAUUUUCUUCUUGUCUAGCUUUAUAAUUUCUCAUGUUAUGUAUUUAUCGAGUAUGAGUUGACUACGGUAUGUACAAGAUAAUUCUAAUUUGUUAACCAUUGCUUGGGUUUGUCGAA
Messenger RNA from Salvia miltiorrhiza (redroot sage), 2278 nucleotides. RefSeq names its product la-related protein 1B-like. Lineage: Eukaryota; Viridiplantae; Streptophyta; Magnoliopsida; Lamiales; Lamiaceae. The record is from RefSeq and is a predicted model, not a curated record. The coding region runs from base 367 to 1767 and encodes 466 amino acids. The transcript is spliced from 6 exons. Gene Ontology annotation, molecular function: RNA binding.